Molecule: messenger RNA, 1148 nt
Organism: Phacochoerus africanus (Common warthog)
Lineage: Eukaryota; Metazoa; Chordata; Mammalia; Artiodactyla; Suidae
Product: keratin-associated protein 9-1-like
Cellular component (GO): keratin filament
Source: RefSeq, a predicted model, not a curated record
AGAGUGGGGGUCCAGGGUAUAAAAGGCCCAGAACGGAAGGAGUGAUCCACAUCUGAGAAACGCCCCUGGGAACAGGAAUCCACCCUCCACCACUGACACCAUGACCCAGUCGUGCUGCUCCCCUUGCUGCCAGCCCACGUGCUGUGAGUCCAGCUGCUGCCGGGACACCUGCCGCAAACCGACCUGUGUGACCACCUGCUGCCAGCCCACGUGCUGUGAGUCCAGCAGCUGUGGACAAACCUGCAGCGGGUCCAGCUGCGGACAGCCCUGCUGCCAGCCCUGCUGCCAGCCCUGCUGCCAGCCCGUUCGCUGUCAAACCACUUGCUGCCAGCCCGUUCGCUGUCAAACCACCUGCUGCAGGACCACCUGCCUCAAACCCACAUGUGUGACCACCUGCUGCCAGCCUACGUGCUGUGAGUCCAGCUGUGGCCAGCCCUGCUGCCAGCCUGUUCGCUGUCAAACCACCUGCUGCAGGACCACCUGCCUCAAACCCACCUGUGUGACCACCUGCUAGCCCACGUGCUGUGAGUCCAGCUGUGGCCAGCCCUGCUGCCAGCCCGUUCGCUGUCAAACCACCUGCUGCAGGACCACCUGCCUCAAACCCACCUGUGUGACCACCUGCUGCCAGCCCACGUGCUGUGAGUCCAGCUGCAGACAGCCCUGCUGCCAGCCCGUUCGCUGUCAAACCACCUGCUGCAGGACCACCUGCCUCAAACCCACCUGUGUGACCACCUGCUGCCAGCCCACGUGCUGUGAGUCCAGCUGUGGCCAGCCCUGCUGCCAGCCCGUUCGCUGUCAAACCACCUGCUGCAGGACCACCUGCCUCAAACCCACCUGUGUGACCACCUGCUGCCAGCCCACGUGCUGUGAGUCCAGCAGCUGUGGACAAACCUGCAGCGGGUCCAGCUGUGGCCAGCCCUGCUGCCAGCCGGCUUGCGGUGCCGCCGUGUACUGCCGCAGAACCUGCUACCACCCCACGUGCUUCUGCCUGCCGGGCUGCCUAGCCCAGAGCUGUGGCUCCAGCUGCUGCCAGCCUUGCUGCCGCCCUGUCUGCUGCCAGACCCCCUGCUGCCGCCCUCGCUGUGUGUCCACCUGCUGCCAGCCCUCCUGCUGCUGAUCCCCUGGCCUAAGAACCACUCUCUCACAAA